AUGUCCACAAAUUUAUUCAAUAAGAAACACAUCCACAGGCUGCACGCACGGUUCUACGAGCUGGCCCCCAACCUGGUCCCCCUGGACUACCGGAAGAGCCCCAUCGUCCACGUGCCCAUGAGCCUGAUCAUCCAGAUGCCCGCUCGGGAGAACCCCUUCAAGGAGCGGGUCGUGGAGGUCUUCUCAGAGGACGGCGAGGGCAACCUCACCUUCGACGACUUCGGGGACAUGUUCUCCGUGCUCUGCGAGUCGGCGCCGCGCGACCUCAAGGCCAACUACGCCUUCAAGAUCUACGACUUCAACACGGACAACUUCAUCUGCAAGGAGGACCUGGAGAUGACGCUGGCCCGGCUGACCAAGUCGGAGCUGGAGGAGGACGAGGUGGUGCUGGAGUGCGACAAGGUCAUCGAGGAGGCCGACCUGGACAGCGACGGCAAGCUGGGCCUGUCUCACUUCGAGGACAUGAUC
This is a messenger RNA of Myotis davidii, 468 nucleotides long. Its product is annotated as calcium and integrin-binding family member 2-like. The record is from RefSeq and is a predicted model, not a curated record. Lineage: Eukaryota; Metazoa; Chordata; Mammalia; Chiroptera; Vespertilionidae. Gene Ontology annotation, molecular function: calcium ion binding.